Molecule: messenger RNA, 1575 nt
Organism: Peronospora belbahrii
Lineage: Eukaryota; Oomycota; Peronosporomycetes; Peronosporales; Peronosporaceae
Source: the annotation of a GenBank genome assembly
AUGACAGGCACUACAGAGACGAAUGCAGACUUUGUAGCGACAGAAAGAGACAUGAGCGAGUCAUUGAAAAUGGCAAAUGUAACACCAAAAGUGUCUGAUACUGUGGAGUCAAUGGUGACGACCAAGAAUGAGAUGGAGAGACAGGAAGAGGAAGAGACAGUCGUGGAAGAACCAUGCUUUAAUUUGUUUGGACCGGCAGGUGCAGUGUUUAGCAGUCUAGCAACAAAUAGUAAGGUGAAUGAUAUACAUGAAACAAAGAGUCAGGAUGAGAGCACACAAGAAGUAAAUGCGGAUAAGAGCGUUGCGGUGGUUUCGUCCUCGUUGCAGUAUUCUGACGUCAUACCAGCAAGUAAAGUGCAUGUUGAAGAGCUGGCAAUUGGUCAAAAGCUGGCAAGUGCAGGACUGGAUCUAAGUGACUCGGAGGAGGAAGAGAAGGAGCUACCUGUACAAUUAAGAAAACGAAACAAGCGAGAGAAUUUGUGUGAAGAGAAAUGGGUAUGCCAGAUAUGCACAGAUCUUAAUGCGCUGACAGCGCUGGAAUGCUCAAGAUGUAGCAGCAAACGCUUCAUCGAUGCCUUACGUGAAAGUGAUACGGGGACUGGGUCCCAUUUGAGGUGGGCCUGUCCCAUCUGCACGAAUUUGAAUCCUUCGACUUUGACCGAAUGCCUCAUGUGUCUGAGCACGCGGAAAAUGGGGACUGAACAACCAGAUAGCUUUACUCACAGGACGUGGGCAUGCUCAUUGUGCACUACGCUCAACGACCCUGAUAUCACGCGAUGUGAGGUUUGCGAUCAUUUGCGCGAAACGGGGACCAAACAUCCGGCAGAAAAAGGCCGUGAGUGUCCGGUAUGUACGAAUAUUAACUCUCCAAAAAGUACGCGGUGUGAGAUUUGUGAAACGUAUUUACCAGCAGAUGAGACUCCUGAGAAUCAAUUCGUCGAUCUGUCCUUCAGCCCACCAGCUUACAGUGCUAACUAUGCUGGUGAUCGAGACAACCGCAAGAAUUCGUACGCGGACUUGCCGCAAUACAAGAAUUGCAAUGCUUUUGAUGAAGCUGCUGUCCCCGAUGUUAUUGAAGAGAUUUCUGACCAUGAAUGUUCAAUAUCGAUGACCAAUCCACGUCCACUACAAGUACGUCCAGACUUGACAAAAUUCGAGCACUUUGUGUGCGUGGAAGACUUACGUGGUGACAAUGAUUGUCGUAUCAACUACAACAAAAUGUUUGCUGGCCAAAGGUCUGGUAAGUCAUACGCCGACCGCAUCGCUACAAGACAAAGACAGUCACGGAAACGUAAGCAAGAUGCUGCCCGCAAAGAGGCAGGAAAGUCGCUCUCGUCUCAAGGUGGCACAGCGGCGCGAGGAAGCAAUAAACGAAAGGCAGCUGCUGCAAAACGACGAGGUUGCGAAAAAGUUUUAAGGACCAAGAGAACACGGAAGACAGGAGUCUCAGCACGUCCAGCUAGUUCUAAGACACCUUCUCCAGCUAUCAACCACUAUGACGAUUCUGCGACCAAUUUGGGCGAGGACCUGUCUACAAUGGCGUGGGAAGGUGUCGGAUCUGCCGGCUAUAUUUGA